Molecule: messenger RNA, 1983 nt
Organism: Capronia epimyces CBS 606.96
Lineage: Eukaryota; Fungi; Ascomycota; Eurotiomycetes; Chaetothyriales; Herpotrichiellaceae
Exons: 1
Coding region: 1-1983 (660 amino acids)
Source: RefSeq, a predicted model, not a curated record
AUGGCUCACCUCUACUUCAGGACUUUGAAACAUGUCGCCCAGUAUUCUCCUCUCCUCAGUGAAAAUGUCAAGCGCCAGAUUACCCAGCCUGCACCCCCGCGACCGAUCAAACAGAUGUUCUCACCCGAUCAACUUCCUCUGUCGGAGCUACCUCUUCUCCUCAACAAGCAGAUAACUCUGGACGUUCCUGUAUACACUGUCUGGGGAGCUUGUGAAGAUGUCAGAGUACUGGAGCGCUUUCGAUCAGGCGAAUACAAGGUGGACAACCUCCACAUCAUCGACGAAGUUAACUCACGGUUACUCGACAUUGGUGGAGUGAAGCUGCGACUCUUGGGACUGGGUGGUGCGGUCGUCAUUCACAAGCUCUUCGACAACGGCGAGGGCAAGACGUACAUAGCCGGAGGCCAAGGGACAAUGUGGACGACGUUGCUGCAGAUUGGUGCUCUCAUCGACACAGCAAACCGUGUCUAUGAUCCGUCAGAAACACGAAUCUUCUUGACACACGCUUCACCUGCACGGGACGGGAUACUGAACCAGCUGUCAGUGACACUGAAAGCAGACUUUUCAAUUUCUGCAGGUCUCCAUUUCCGAUACGGCAGUUCGUACAACGAAUUCUCGGUCAACCCGUCAUUGGACCACUACCGAGGCAAGCUAGCCGCCUCCAAGGCGUCAUUCCAAGAUGUGUGGGAGACGGUGAAGCUGGAUGUUGAGCAAGCGGUUGAUUCCAAUGCCAGCCACAAAGCUCUACUCCAUAGCGCUUUGGAGAUUGUUGAAAAGAUGCCGAGUACCGCAAACGGAGGAAACCCUUUUGGCGGUCCUGUUGGAGGUAGCCCAGCUGCUGGUCAAGUGGAUGAGAGUGCUUUCAAGAACAUGUGGAACUUCAAUCUCGCGGAUGCCGCUUUUGGAUACCUGGUCCUAGAAAUUGAAGGUGGCCGCAUCGGGACGGAAAUGCGUGCGCAAGGCUUCAACUUUGCUCACCGCGGCAAGCCUGGUCCCGCUUCAUCGCUUCCUCAGCCUUCCGCUGCACCAGCGGCCGUUCCUCCUGCAUCUGUACCGACCGGCCCCGCUCAGAAUCGCGGUCCGGCUUUCGCAGCGCCCACCCAGCCUUUCCCGCAACAACAGAAGCCUCCGCAACAGCAGUCAAGACCUGGUCCACCAUCGCAGACGGCACCAGUUCCUGCCUCCAAGUCUGCGACUCCACCUACUACCGGCUCGCCCGCGCCGCCGGCAACACAAGGAAAGCCACUCACGCCCCAACCAUCAUCUACCGCUGUGCCGACAACCACCUCUGUACAGGCUAAACCUGCUACCCCGGCUACCAACGGAACCGGUGCAGAAAAGGCGAGCGACAAUGAGGCAGCUAAAGCGAAGGCCGGGACCCCUCCAGUUACCAGACCCCCAAAUGCUCUCUACGUCUCCUUCGCGGACAAUGAGCAGCAUGUCAAGGAAUGUUUGGCUGAGGAAGACCGAGAUAAAGUCAGAUCUGUCGCGAGGAUGGGCAAUAAAUUCAACAAUUGGAAGGUGCAGUUCGAGAACCACGAAAUUGCUCAAGCUGCUUUGACUCGAGCUCAGGCAGAAAUCCAGAAGUUCAUCCGACCUGGAAACAAAGGCCCCAAAAUUCUAUGGUUCGAAGAUCGAGGUGCGUUCCAUCAUCGCGACAGUCACAGUCACAGCCAAGGGGGCGCAGGCACGUGGCAGGGCAGCGGCCGUGGUGCGUCCACGACAAGUACCGGUCCGGGUCGCGGAGGAUACCAAAGUGGAGGGGCGAGCGAUAGUGAGGGUGGACGGGGCCGAGGGGGAUUCCGCGGGCGUGGUCGAGGUCGAGGUGAUGAUCGUGGUGGUCGCGGUGGCCGAGGGGGCGGACGAGGCAGCUUCCAGAACAAGGCCACUGAGGAAGCGUCGGACGUGAAGCCCAGUGAGCCGAAACCAAGUGAGUCCAAGCCUGCCGACUCCAAGCCCGCAGCCACCUCUGGAGACAGUUGA